This is a messenger RNA of Lachancea nothofagi CBS 11611, 1038 nucleotides long. The record is from the annotation of a GenBank genome assembly. Lineage: Eukaryota; Fungi; Ascomycota; Saccharomycetes; Saccharomycetales; Saccharomycetaceae.
AUGACGACAACUGUGCCCAAAGUGUUUGCAUUCCAUGAGUUUGCUGGUGUCGCAGAGGCCGUGGCAGACCAUGUUGUACACGCGCAGAACCUGGCGCUAUCUAAAGAGCCGUUCGCGCUGAAGAAUGGCGGCAGUGGAGGCGCAUCUCAAGGUGCUGCCAAUACCAACGGAUCCCUUUCAGUUCCUCAACUUUCCGGCCAAGUUUCUCGGCAAGCGAGUGCAAGGAGUAUCUCCGGCAGAGAGCAUAGUACCGCUGCAAGCGGAUCUUCAAAUCCGAACCUCAGAGCUCCUAGCAGUAGCAAGCUGAAAAAAAUUAAGGAGAAAAGAUUCAAAAUCGCACUCUCGGGUGGCUCCUUGAUUCAAGUGCUGCACGAAGGGUUACUCAAACGACACGACGUUCAAUGGGGAAAAUGGGACAUAUACUUUGCAGACGAAAGACUGGUACCUUUCGACUCUUCUGAGUCAAACUUUGGUCUUACGAAGAGAAAGAUAAUCGACCAUAUUGAUACAGAGAUGUACGGAUCGCCUCGUAUCUUCCAUAUCAAUGAAUCACUAAUCGAAGACCCUCAGGAAUGUGCCGACGACUACGAGAAAUUGCUCAUCAAGGGCUUUGCAGGCAGAGACUCCGUGAAACUACCGAUGUUUGACCUUUUACUUCUGGGAUGUGCACCAGAUGGCCAUAUUGCAUCCUUAUUUCCGAAUUUUCAAGAAAACCUUAGAGAGAAUCUCGCGUGGGUUAUACCGGUGACACAAGCUCCUAGUGGACCUUCUAAUAGAAUUUCACUCACUAUUCCAGUAAUUUGUCAUUCCCAUCAAGUUACAUUCGUGGUUGAAGGUGCCACCAAAGCCCCUGUGGUGAAAACAAUCAUGGAACGCCCAGAAAAGAGUCUACCCAGCAGCAUCGUAAAUGAAGGCGCUGCAGGACGCGUGGCGUGGUUUGUGGACGAUGAUGCAUUAACUGACGUUCUCGUAACUAAGAAAAAAUACAAAUUCUUGGUGAAUGUCGACGAACCCAAUCCAACUAAUGCUGAAAGCUAA